Molecule: messenger RNA, 288 nt
Organism: Iphiclides podalirius (scarce swallowtail)
Lineage: Eukaryota; Metazoa; Arthropoda; Insecta; Lepidoptera; Papilionidae
Source: the annotation of a GenBank genome assembly
AUGUUAGCAAAUCGGGUUAAUUGGUUGCUCAGCAAUGUUGGGUUACGAUCAGAAGUUCCGUUUGGCGGCGAAAUUGUCGGCUUUUCGGGCGGCCGCGCUCUCGCCCUUAUUGUCAGGGCGAUAAAGCAGCAAUUGGGGUGGAAAUUAGGCCGGAUGAUUGUGGGGCUUGAUGGCUUCGAUGCUGGACAAGAGGCCGCUAACGAGGACGGCGGCUGUUUGUUUUCCCACGCCUCUUCAGCCUCCGGCCCGGACCGGGCCAAGUGCGAGGUCCACCCAUUUGUUUGCGCU